UGGCUACGUCAUCUGUUUUGCCUUACUCAGGCAUGGCGGCGCACAUGAUGGAGAGUAAAGGGACCCGUUUGUCGGGAAGCGCUACCAGUUUUCAGAAGAAAUCCCGCAGUAAACUGAUUCAGAUUCCUGGUACUAAACCCUCCGUUCAGACCGGGCAGCUCAUCGUCUCUUCCGGUGUGCCGUCACUGGACUGCGUUCUCGGAGGAGGACUAGCAGUGGGAAGCCUGCUGCUUAUUGAAGAGGAUGAGUUUAACAGUUACUCGCGUACAUUGCUGCAGUAUUUCCUAGCAGAAGGGGUGAUGAGUGGACACGAACUCUUCAUUGCUUCUGCUCAAGAUCACCCUGAUGACAUCAUAAAGGGUUUUCCAUCUCCACUUCAGGAUGAAGACCCAGAGUCUAAAACCGUCUCGUCUUCGAAUCCAGAUCAGCAGGAUGCCAUGAAAAUCGCCUGGCGCUAUCAGAACCUUCCUAAAGUCCAGACUGCGCUGUCCUCUUCAUCACGUUUUGGUCAUUAUUAUGACCUUUCCAAACAUAUGGAGCAAGAUCUUCUCAGAAACACCAAGAUUCACACUUUCUACCUGCCUGAAGAGCAAACAGAACCUACACAUCACAGUGGUGUUCUUGGCCCCUACUCUGUGUUACUACACACUAUCCAGUUGUUAAUCAGACAAAACGGAUUUGAUGGCUCAAACUCGCAGGUGAAGCCUUGUAAUGUGCUACGACUUGCUCUUCACUCUCUGGGGUCAGCACUGUGGGGUGAUGAUGUGUGUGUUAGUCCUGCCCACAAUCACGCCCUGCUGGCCUUUCUCUAUGCCCUCCGAGCUCUGCUACGCUCUUCCCUUUCCGUCGCAAUGGUGACCGUCCCCACUCACCUCAUCAGGAAUAAAUUAAUAAGAGGCAGGAUGAUCAGGUUGAGCGAUACAGCUAUAGCGUUGCAGUCGUUCUCUGACACAGAGAGAAACAACAACCCACUUUAUAAAGACUACCACGGUCUUCUGCGUGUUAUCCAGGUUCCUCGGCUGAACUGUUUGAGCUGUGAAGUUCCAGAUACAAAGGACCUCGCAUUCAGACUGAAGAGGAAACAGUUUACCAUUGAGAGGAUGCAUUUGCCCCCCGAUCUCUCAGAAUCAGUAAGUCGGGUCAGUAAAGUACAGAAAGCUCCUGUUUGUUCAUCUGAUGGAAACAAGCGCCUGGACUUCUAGACUGGACCCACACUUUCAUGUUAAUAUUUAUUUCUUAUCAUCAAAUAAAAGAAACUUUGUUA
Messenger RNA from Hemibagrus wyckioides, 1264 nucleotides. It is a transcript of the gene elp4, whose product is annotated as elongator acetyltransferase complex subunit 4. Lineage: Eukaryota; Metazoa; Chordata; Actinopteri; Siluriformes; Bagridae. The transcript has 10 exons. The record is from RefSeq and is a predicted model, not a curated record. Gene Ontology annotation, cellular component: cytoplasm; elongator holoenzyme complex; transcription elongation factor complex. Gene Ontology annotation, biological process: tRNA wobble uridine modification. The coding region runs from base 33 to 1202 and encodes 389 amino acids.